AACAGAAAAAGAAAUUUGAUGAAUUUUAAUGAAUCUUAAAGAAUCUUAAUAAAUUUUAAUAAAUUGUAAUAAAUUUUAAUAAAUCUUAAUAACUUUUAAUGAAAAGGGUCAAUUGAGAGAGAUUUUUAGUAAAAUAUUUUAGUAAUAUAUUUCCAUUAUCUUGGAUGUUUUGUUUUAGAAUGCGCUCCAAUCCAAAAGCAAUAGGUCUGUUUUUUAGUUGAACUUCUUGCACGAUUCAGCAGUCUUCUUUUUCUGUUCAUUGGAGAGAUAAAGAAAAAAGUUCAACUGUGCAACAAGUUCAAUUAAAAAUAAGAGAGCGUUCCCACCGAGCGCGUAACACGUCGCAUCGUUUUUCGUGUCCAAUCAAAACGUCUCAUUUUAUUAUGAUAAAAUAUAAUACAUGUUUUGAAUGAACGCGAAGGACGACGCGACGCAUGACGCGCUCGGUAGGAACGCUUCCUAACGGAUCUAGCACGCUGCCGCGGCACGCGCAGGCGCACGGCUGUAACAUUGGCGUGUCGCGUGCGUGCCACGUGCGACGAAUGCGACGAUCAGUGUUAACUGUGAACCGAGUGUAGUAAGACGUGCAUGUUUAUGAGCAGUGUAAGAAUAAAAAACAAACCUUGGACUUCGUUCUGGGCAGUCGACGUGAUCCGACUCCUCUCUCCUAAUAUACAUUACUAUAAUUCAAUAUCGUUUAAUCAUCGAGUGAAGACAUAAUCGUCUACAAAUACUUGGCAUUCUUCGGCGCCAGUACGUAUUUCUGAAUAAGUCAAAGAUUCCUCAUUAUCAGAAACUUGUGGGGUUAUUCCGGCACCUGGUAAAGAGAGAUAGGCGUUACAAUUUCGCCCGUCACGGUACAGCCAUAUUAGAGGAGUUUGCUGUGUGCUUAUUGCGUAGUUACUUGUAACAAUAUCGAAGAAAAUCCUAAUUGAAUCGCGCCCAUAUAACCUGAGAGUUACUUGUAUACCACGAGGAUCGCUAUUCAAUAAACUGUUGGCCUAUGAAAAGAGAUUAUUUUCAACAAUACCAAAGAAAAUUCCAAUUGAGUUGCCCAUAUAACCAAAGAGUUACUUGUAUACCACGAGGAUCGCUAUUCAAUAAACUGUUGGCCUAUGAAAAGAGAUUAUUUUCAACAAUACCAAAGAAAAUUCCAAUUGAGUUGCCCAUAUAAACAAAGAGUUACUUGUAUACCACGAGGAUCGCUAUUCAAUAAACUGUUGGCCUAUGAAAAGAGAUUAUUUUCAACAAUACCAAAGAAAACUCCAAUUGAGUUGCCCAUAUAACCAAAGAGUUACAUGUAUACCACGAGGAUCGCUAUUCAAUAAACUGUUGGCCUAUGAAAAGAGAUUAUUUUCAACAAUACCAAAGAAAAUUCCAAUUGAGUUGCCCAUAUAACCAAAGAGUUACUUGUAUACCACGAGGAUCGCUAUUCAAUAAACUGUUGGCCUAUGAAAAGAGAUUAUUUUCAACAAUACCAAAGAAAAUUCCAAUUGAGUUGCCCAUAUAACCAAAGAGUUACUUGUAUACCACGAGGAUCGCUAUUCAAUAAACUGUUGGCCUAUGAAAAGAGAUUAUUUUCAACAAUACCAAAGAAAAUUCCAAUUGAGUUGCCCAUAUAACCAAAGAGUUACUUGUAUACCACGAGGAUCGCUAUUCAAUAAACUGUUGGCCUAUGAAAAGAGAUUAUUUUCAACAAUACCAAAGAAAAUUCCAAUUGAGUUGCCCAUAUAACAAAGGAGAAUUGUAAAAUGUGGAAAAGCGUUUCGAAUAUUUCCGAGCGACACAUCCGUAGACUUGCGAAACAAGAUGCUAACGCAAUAGUGGAUUCAUUUUUUGAAUCUUCUCCACGGGAUGUAUCACAAACUAGGUCUAUUGCAACAAACAAUGAGAGACUAAAAGUACGCGUGCAAAAACUACCUGAUAUGGAGGUAGAUGAUCGUCAGGAGAUAGAUGGGAUUGAAGUGCAUCAAAAUGCUCAAGAAAUUGAAGGGGAAGCAGAGGAGGAAGCAAAGCAGGAUUUUCAAGAGGAAGAAUGGGAGCAAGAAAGGAUAGCGGUUGAUGACAAUCAGGAAAUAAAUACAGAAAACGAUGAAAGUGCGCAAAAUACAACAGAUGAGUCUGAAAGUGAUAACAAUAUUCUUGAAGAAGAUAAUUUGAAAGAAUUUCUUUCUAAUUGGUCCGUUCAGUAUAACAUACCACACGUAGCGUUGCGACCAUUGCUGCAAAAAUUGAAACAAUACCCUGUUCACACAAAUCUGCCUUUGGAUCCGCGGUCAUUAUUAAGUACGCCGAGAAAUAUAGAAACAAGAAUUGUUCUUCCUGGAGAAUAUUGCCAUGUGGGCCUGUCAAAGGGAGUCGAAUCCAUUAUAAAGCGUAUGUCGACUGUUCCGGAAGACGUGAUCAAAAUAUCAAUCAAUAUCGACGGUCUACCAUUAUCAAAAUCAUCGUCAAAACAGUUAUGGCCCAUAUUGGGAUCAGUAAAGCCAUACAAAAAUGUAUUUGUAAUUGGUAUGUACUGUGGGGAUAAAAAACCUACGAAUGUCAACGAUUUUUUACAAGAUUUCGUGACUGAAGCGAAACAGUUAUGCUCGGAAGGAAUACUUGUGAACGGUAUUCGUAUGCAAUGUGCCAUCGACUCCUUAAUUUGUGACAUGCCCGCCAAGUCAUUUGUAUUAUGCACAAAAGGACAUUCGGGAUAUUCCAGUUGUCCUACUUGCACUGUCGAAGGCGAUUUAAUCAACAGAAGGAUGUGUUUUCCACAAAUCCAUGCGCUUGCAAGAACCGAUGACGAUUUUCGAAAUAAAACCGACGAAGAAUAUCAUAACCGAGGGAUUACUAGUUGUUUAGUAGAAAUUCCAGGUUUUGGUCCAGUCACGAAUGUUCCGAUUGAUCCCAUGCAUUUACUGGAUUUAGGUAUCAUGCGUAGAAUGCUAAAUCUGUUAUUAGAUGGUGACUUAAAAUAUCGGCUUCCGGAUAUAGAAGUAGAGCGGAUAUCUUCUCGAUUAAUAAAUGAGAUUGAACCGUACAUUCCAAUUGAUUUUGUAAGAAAACCAAGAUCGCUAAAAUUUAUAAAGUUGUGGAAAGCCACUGAAUUUAGACAAUUUCUUCUAUACACGGGGCCAGUAGUAUUACGAUCAUUGCGCAGCGAUAUCUAUAACCAUUUUUUGACUUUGCAUGUGGCAGUAAGGAUAAUGAGCAACGCAAAAUACCACGAAUUAUUGGAUUAUGCACAAGAACUCGUAGAACAUUUUAUUUUAUCAUUUGAAUUACUGUACGGAGCUCAUAAUAUUUCAGCAAACGUUCACCAAGCUGUGCACCUCAUUUUCUUUGUAAAGAAAUAUGGCCCUAUUCAGCAUUUAGUGCGUAUAUAUACGAAAACCACAUGCAAACGUUUAAAAGAAUGCUGAGGAAGCCAAAUCAAUCACUGCAGCAAAUCAUACGAAGAUGUGCUGAAA
Messenger RNA from Monomorium pharaonis (pharaoh ant), 3458 nucleotides. RefSeq lists its product as uncharacterized. The transcript has 10 exons. The record is from RefSeq and is a predicted model, not a curated record. Bases 1752 to 3410 code for a protein of 552 amino acids. NCBI's taxonomy places the organism in Eukaryota, Metazoa, Arthropoda, Insecta, Hymenoptera, Formicidae.